Molecule: messenger RNA, 2908 nt
Organism: Pecten maximus
Lineage: Eukaryota; Metazoa; Mollusca; Bivalvia; Pectinida; Pectinidae
Exons: 2
Coding region: 344-946 (200 amino acids)
Source: RefSeq, a predicted model, not a curated record
UCUAAAUGUAGAAGAUAAUCUCUGGCCGCUUUCACAAACCUGUGUUGGCAGCUGUUCCAAGUACUAGUUCUGUGAUCCAGAGAAAGUAACUUACUUAACUUUCAGUGUAUGAAAUAUAAUACAGCCUAUCAAUAAAAACAAUGGAAGGAAUUGGAAGGAAAGCGAUGUAAAUUGGAUUUUAGAAUCCCAUGUUUCGACAUUUUUGGUGGUAAGAUUAGCGAGGAGUGAACAUCAGGAAAAGGGUUCACAUUCUUAUAGGAGAUCGAGUGAUUAAAGAUGGCGGAACCUACCAUUCCUAAUUGGUAAUCACAUCACAGGUGUUUGCAAACAAAUAACCGGAAGUAUGAGUAAGCGCAUGCCUGAGUGGUUCGAAGAGUACCGGAAGGUGAGUGACAAACAGCGAAACUACCUGAACCAGAUUCAGGACCUUCGGAGGACAUUCAACAGUAGUGCGAAGCCUCUGAUGGUGUCUAUAGAGCGACAACGGCAUCUACGGGGACGGAAAGUGGAACCUAAACAUCCAUCACUGCGAAAAAUGGAACGAAAGGUGGUCUUAUUUGGGCCGCAGAAAUUCCCUACCAGACAAAGUUUUUUGCAAGAAAAAUCUAACAAAUUUUACAUGACUCCUACUAUAGUUCCAAGGAACCUACCCCCGCUGGUCCGGGGGAAGAUCACAGACUUUGACAAAGAUGCUGUCCGUAAGGAUUCCGACUUGGACACAAUUGAUGCUGUAGCAGAGACCAAUAAAGGACCUGUUCGAGGGAAAAUGACGGAUAUUUCCGACCUGAACAAAUGUCAUUCACCCCGGAAAGUGCUAUCCAUCAGUCGUGUGAAUGUGAAGGAACUCAUUCCUCCAAUGGCACGUGAUUCGCCCAUUGAAUAUAUUACAAAUGUCAGCUCCAAGAAGGCUCUUAUGUCGGGACCAGCCAAGGAAAAAGAGGGAUAGACAAAUAUUCGAUACAAAUUCCAUCCAGAGUUGUCGUUUUUUGAACUCACUUCUAGUGUAAGGAACGACAACUCUGUAAAGAGAACGCCAGUCGCUAAUGUCACAAUUACUUAACAAAGUGCCGUCAGUGGACAAAGACUAUGACAAAGUACUUAGCUUAAUUUGGCCUAUGACUAUGUUGUUAUACAUAUGUACAUCAUACAUUGUAUAUAGUGCAAAGUAAACCUUCUGCGAACGUUUUAGAAUUGGUGCACGUUUAUCAAUCAUUAUCAAAAUCAAUUAUAUGAUUUUUCAAACAUAACACUGCAUGUUUGUAUUGUACUCAGUUGCCAGCCAUUACGAGUGUUUCUGCGUGUUAAAUUCGAUUAAUUGACGAGUUUCUUGUGUUGGAAACAAAGCAACGAACUUUUAUUGGAAUUGUGUAGGCUUUUCCCCGCGUUUUUUUUUUUUGUUUUUUGUUUUUUUUAAACAACCCAGAUCCACGAUUCUGCCAUCUUAAACUUUGCCAAUUCAGCAAUGAUGUUCAAAAAUAUGAUUUCCCCGAACUAGAAAUCAACAUGACAAAAUAAUAUUUGUUUUUGGCAAUGGUUCGAAAUACACCUAGACUGUAACAAAUUCUCGUGAAACCUAUUCAGCUGAUCACUGACGCUGGGGAUAUAUCAUUCAUGAUAGAUACGGUGCUUUGAAAUAUAAUUGAACGGUGAUGAUAGAAUAAAUUCCACUUUUGAUAAUGUUUUUGUAACUCGGAGAUAACGUUAAUUAAUAAACGUAAAUCAACUUUGGAAUUGUAGUACAUGUAAUAGAAUAUUUCUGGGUGUUAGGAUUUUUAUUGAUGUUCUGAUUGGCUAAUGCUCUAAAUAACAAAUUUUAAAUUGUAAAUGCCGUUGGUCACGUUUGAAGAUUCAUUAUGGUGAUAUAUUUCCUACUUUUACGUACAUUUGUACUGUGGUGAUAUAUUUUUUUUCAGUGUACCCCUACAUACUGAAAUAAAAUAAAGCAUUAUGAUGAUAACGCGUAUAUCAUCUCAAUGCUAUAUUAUCAUACACUACCUAGUACUGAUGUUCUUCAGUUGAACUGGACAUGACUUUUGUUCAUCAUUGAACUGGUCUUAACAUGCUUAUAACUGAGGUGAUACAGUAUAUCCAUAACUAAAUUGGACUAAACACGUUUUUGAUUUGUAAGCAUAUAAUGUGUUCAUCUACAUUGAAUUGGACGUAUAUUGUAUAUUUUUAUACAAUUGAAUGUGGCGUCAUUUAUGUUUAUCGUUGAGUUUGGCGUAAUUUAUUUUCUCCAUUUAGAUUAGCGUAAUUUAUUUUGAUAAUUGAAUGUGGAGUUAUUUAUUUCAAUUGUUGAAUUUGACAUAAUUUAUUUUCACGAUUGAAUUUGACGCUUAUUAUUUCCAUCAUUUAAUUUGACGUCAUCUUUAUUCAUCAUUGAAUUCGGGGUAAUUCAUUUUCCUCGUUGAAAUUAGCGUUAUUUAUUUCUAUCAUUGAAUUUGACGAGGUUAUUUUCAUCAUUGAAUUUGACGUAAUCUAUUUUCCUCAUAGAAUUUGAGAUAAUUUAUUUUUCAUCGUUGAAUUUGACAUGAUUUGUAUUCCUCAUUGAAUUUGACGUUAUUUAUUUUCUAUCAUUGAAUUUGACGUAAUUUAUUAUCAUUUAAUUUGACGUGAUUUAUGAUCAUCAUUGAAUUUGACUUAAUUUAUUGCCGUCGUUGAAUUUAACGUUAUUUAUUUUCAUCAUGGCAUUUAGCGUAAUUGACAUUCAUCUUGGAAUUUGGACAAAUCAUUGAAUCUGACGUAAUUUAUGUGUACCAUUUCAAUAGACGUACGACAUCCAUUGGAUUGGACAUGACAUGUUUAUUAUUUAAUAUAUUGUACUUAUGUGCAUUAUUGAAAUUGACUUACAGUAUUGUAAUAUACAUGUAUUAAUUAUGGAAUUGAACGAUUAACAAAUAGAAUCUUA